Daldinia decipiens is the source of this 2292-nucleotide messenger RNA. RefSeq names its product glycoside hydrolase family 3 protein. Gene Ontology annotation, molecular function: beta-glucosidase activity. Gene Ontology annotation, biological process: glucan catabolic process. The coding region runs from base 1 to 2292 and encodes 763 amino acids. The transcript is spliced from 8 exons. The record is from RefSeq and is a predicted model, not a curated record. Lineage: Eukaryota; Fungi; Ascomycota; Sordariomycetes; Xylariales; Hypoxylaceae.
AUGCGGUCUGUCAUCUCUCUCUGCCAUGUCUCCUUGGCAGCAGUUGUGCUGGCUAUCGCCAAUAGUGGAAGCACGCCGCUCUAUAAGGAUCCAUCGGCUGCAGUUGAGGAUAGAGUGGCCGAUUUACUGUCGCGGAUGACGAUUGAGGACAAGGCUGCUCAAUUGGUCCAGGGAGACUUGAGGGACUGGAUCAAUACCGGAGAUGGUAGUGUAAACCAAACCGGUCUCGAAUGGAGUAUGAAAGUGAGAGCCGGAUCAUUCUACGUUGGUAUUGCCAUACCAUGGAAAAUGCUCAGUGGUGGCAUCAGGACCGGCCAGGACUAUCUCGUGCAGAAUACGACCCUCGGUAUUCCUGCGUGGGUUCAAUCCGAGGGCAUUCAUGGCUUCUUGAUCCCAGGUGCUACUAUCUUCAACUCACCUAUCGCCCACGCAUGUUCCUUCAACCCAUCUCUAGUUGAGAAGAUGGCAAGGGCUAUUGCUCAAGAAGCUCGCGCCUUAGGGGUUAAUCAAAUCUUUGGGCCUCUCGCUGACUUAGCUCGUGAGCUACGGUUUGGCCGUGUGGAGGAGACAUUCGGAGAGGAUGGUUACUUAACUGGUGAACUAGCCUAUGCCUACGUAAAGGGUCUCCAGUCGGGUAACGUAUCAGCUAUGGUUAAGCAUUUUGCGGCGUUCGCGACACCAGAGCAAGGUAUUAACUGUGCUCCUGUGCAUGGGGGCGAAAGAGAGUUACGCACUACAUACCUUCCUCCAUUCAAGCGAUCGAUCAUAGACGCCGGUGCUUUGUCCGUCAUGUCAGCUUACCACAGCUAUGAUGGAAUUCCGGCCGUUGCCGAUAGGCAUACCCUUACCGAUAUCCUAAGGGAUGAAUGGGGUUACAAGUACUUCGUUAUGAGCGAUGCAGGAGCUACGGACCGCCUGUGUAAAGAUUUCAAGAUGUGCAAAUCCGACCCAAUUGAUUCUGAAGCUAUAGUCAACUAUGCGCUACUUGCGGGCAAUGAUGUUGAAAUGGGCGGCGGAUCCUUCAACUUCGAGAAAAUCCCUGAAAUGGUCAAGUCAGGAAAGCUGUCCACCGAAGUAGUAGACGAGGCCGUGUCCAGACAACUGCGCGCAAAAUUCAAAGCUGGCUUAUUCGAGAAUCCCUUCCCCGGUGUCUCGGAUGAAGAUCAGUCCAAAUACAUCAAUGCCUCUGAGGUAGUCGAGCUUGCAAGAGAGCUCGACGCUGAAUCUAUUGUCCUGCUGGAAAAUCAUGGCAACCUCCUUCCUCUCAAGAAAGAUGCAAAUAUUGCCGUUAUCGGACCGAUGGCUCACGGUUUCAUGAAUUACAGCGACUAUGUCCCCUAUAAGGCCCAGUAUAGAGGAGUUACACCGCUAGACGGUAUAAAGGCAGCGAGUACGGGGAAAGUCACGUAUGCGCAGGGUUGUGAGCGCUGGUCGAACGACCAAUCUGGCUUUUCUGAAGCCGUGAACGCAGCAGAAGAGGCCGACAUAGCUGUUGUGGUCGUAGGUACAUGGUCGCGCGACCAGGAUGAGUUUUGGGACGGACUAAACGCCACUACUGGCGAACACGUCGACGUCCAUAAUCUAAAUCUCGUCGGUGCCAUGCCACACUUAGUUAAAACCAUCAUUGACAGGGGGAAGCCUACUGUCGUCAUAUCGGAUGCAGCUUCGGCCUUGUUGCAGCAGUUCUAUCCAUCUAAGCAAGGAGGACACGCUUUAGCGGACGUGCUAUUCGGUGACGUAAACCCGUCUGGGAAGCUGUCCGUCUCAUUCCCUUAUGAUAUCGGAACCACGCCAAUCUAUUAUGACUAUCUGAACUCUGCGCGGGCGUAUCCCGAUUCCGGUUCUGUCUCCGAGGACGGUUCUAUGAAAUUCGGCCAUGACUACGUGCUUCAGAGCCCUUUACCGCUUUAUGAGUUCGGCUACGGCAGGUCUUAUAGUACUUUCGCAUACUCGCACAUGACGCUCUCACAAUCUACCGUGUCCCCAACGGACACUAUCACGGUAUCUAUCGACAUUACCAACAACUCGACGCGCGACGGCGCCGAGGUAGUUCAACUAUACGUUCAAGACUUAGUGGCUAGUGUUGUGGUGCCUAACAAACAGCUUCGAGGCUUCUCCAAGGUCUUCAUACCGGCUGGUGCUACUGAGACGGUGAAAAUUGAUAUUACCGUUGCUAACUUGGGGCUCUGGGAUAUAGGUAUGAAGUACGUUGUUGAGCCCGGCGAAUUUACUAUUCAUGCCGGUAGCUCGAGCAACAACCUCAGGACCAAUGUUACCUUUACUGUUGUUUAG